CUCUUCAGCUGUCUCGAACUUCCUAAAAUUUCCCGUGUCCAUCAAAAUGGGUGGGUCUCCAAGUGAGGUGGUGUUUUCAACGGUGCGACCGACAGCGGAGUCGGUCGUGUUCCGGUACACCAACGGGCCGGUCAAAGUGGCUCUACCGCAAAAGAGAGGGCGCCCGGUUGGAUCCACAAAGAAAAGACCACAAUCUGAGGCGUAUCAUGAGCCUGCAGUCACUCCGGAAUUCGAAUUCAUUAAUCUUGGGCCCAACAAGACCCGUAUCAACCACACAGCUCGCAUGACCAUCAGAAGCCACACAAUGCUUAAUCGUGGCCGUCGCAAACAGAGACAAGCCCAGGCCGUCGAUAGCAAUACCGUCGGACCAGCCUUCCCAAUGCCCAAAAUUCAUUCACGUCACAUAUUUCCCCUGACAACCCUCAUGGAUCCGUUUGACACGCUUCCAAUCACCAUCGAGCCCUACAUGCAAGAUCAGCUAUCGUUCUACACAACUAGUGCCUGGGAGACCCUCUAUUCAAUUGAAAAGAGAGCAGGCUGUAAUCCAAUCGAUAAUUACUGGGCGCCCAUAGCUUUCCAAGACGCAGCAAUGCUACAUGUUGUUUUGGCGUGUGCACUGUUAUUCGCUAUGGAAGCGUAUCGUGUGGGGACAAGCCCGGCCUUUAUGCGACAUACUAGUCGCGCCAUGAGCAUCAUUCGAGAGAGGGUCGUUUGUUCUGCAAACGCUCCUUCCGAUGAGACCUUAGUUGCCAUUGCUAGUAUGGCCGUUGCGAAGAAGGCAGCCGGUCAUCAUGAUCAAUGGGUUGCUGAUAUGAAGAUCCUCAAAACGCUGGUUGAUCUGCGGGGCGGCUUGGACGCCCUAGAUGAUAAGCCAUUACUACAGGGAAAGAUAUACCGAGCCGACAUCUGUGGAUCGAUAGAUGCCGCGCAGAAGGCGUUUUUCGGUGAUAGGUUUCAGCAAUUGCCAAUAUUGAAGCCCCAGGAAUUCCGUUUGUGCGAGGGGUUUCGGGAUCUGGUUAAUAUGCUACACGUGGAAGGAACUCUGAAAGUAGCUAUGGCUGAUCUGCAAUACAUAGUGGAGGCGUUCUCAAAUAUCACCAAGAACAGUGGCCACGCCAUUGUUGCGCAGGUUCGCUUCUGGGUUACAUCAAUACAGUAUACACUCCUUUCAGUGCAAUACGGUGUCAAAUGCAACCCCCAAAGUGAAGUGCAGGAGGUUUGUCGUCUUUCUCUCUUGCUGUUGGUUACCACUGUUUUCCAUGAGAUGCCACAGGGCGCCUCAACCAGCGACAUACUUAUUGCACGGCUUCGACGGUUUCUCAACAACAAUGCAACAUGCAGCUGGCUUCCGUCCAAAUUUCGUCUCUGGGCCGUGUUCCUCGCUCGUUGUAAUGUGCUCUCGCCUGAAUUGCGAGCCUGGUGCACAGCAGCUAUCUCGGGAUUGAUAUCGAAGAUGGCUAUCUAUGAUGAGGGAGAAUUCAAGCAAUUGCUGGCGAUGUUUCCUCAGGACUCAUCCAUGUACGGCACCACCUGUCGAAUUUGGGAUGAGGUGCAGUCACUGGUUCCGGAAAGGCCAGGCGCUAUGGCACACGGUGUGUAGACCGCCAGAUACAGACGCAUGAUGCCACUGUGGCGUGCGAUACUCUCGCCUUUAAUAGUCUCAUGCUGGUACGACGUGGGUAUGAAGCGUAUCCAUAUUAUUAUUAAAUUCCACCCUUGAUAAGCCGUUCAGAUUGCCUUG
Molecule: messenger RNA, 1741 nt
Organism: Aspergillus sclerotioniger CBS 115572
Lineage: Eukaryota; Fungi; Ascomycota; Eurotiomycetes; Eurotiales; Aspergillaceae
Exons: 5
Coding region: 47-1600 (517 amino acids)
Source: RefSeq, a predicted model, not a curated record